AUGCCUUCGUCACUUUCCGAGUCUUCUUCCUCAGAAAACAAAAACUUCGUCUCGUACCAUGAAGUCGCAAAGCCUACAGCUCAGAAACUCCUACGUAAUUCUCUUCCCGUCCCUUGGAGCUUGUCUGAUAUAAUAUUUAUCGACGAUGAUUACGCUUUGACUCAUGCUCUGUGUGAUAUUAUUGGGAUAAUCUCAAUAGUUGUGAUAUUGGGAUCGGUAGAGAGCAGAGGAUCAGUGAGAAGAUCGGAGAAGUUAAAGUAUUCUGCCAUUAAUUGCAGGAAGCAUGGUGCAGUUUUGACAGAUUUUGGAGGGGUUGGUGAUGGCAAAACAUCAAACACUAAGGCCUUUCAGUCUGCCAUUAGUCAUCUGAGCCAAUAUGCAUCUGAUGGAGGAGCACAACUUAUUGUGCCAGCUGGCAAAUGGCUCACUGGAAGCUUUAAUCUCACUAGCCAUUUCACUCUUUUUCUUCACAAAGAUGCUGUCAUUCUUGGAUCUCAGGAUGAGUCAGAAUGGCCUGAACUUCCUGUGCUACCGUCUUAUGGUAGAGGAAGAGAUGCACCAAAUGGAAGGCUCAGCAGUCUCAUUUUUGGAACUAACCUUACUGAUGUCGUCAUCACUGGUAACAAUGGGACAAUUGAUGGGCAAGGAUCUUAUUGGUGGGAUAAGUUCCACAAGGGUAAAUUGAAAGUCACAAGACCAUACCUGAUUGAGAUCAUGUACUCCGAUCAAAUCCAGAUUUCCGAUUUAACUUUGCUCAACUCUCCUUCUUGGUUUGUCCAUCCAAUUUAUAGCAGCAAUGUAAUAAUUCAAAAGUUAACCAUCAUUGCACCAAUUGAUUCUCCAAACACAGAUGGCAUAGACCCUGAUUCAUCUACAAACGUAAAAAUUGAAGAUUGCUACAUUGUCUCCGGCGAUGACUGUGUCGCAGUAAAAAGUGGGUGGGAUCAGUACGGAAUUAGAUUUGGGAUGCCAACUCAACAUCUCAUUGUUAGAAGGCUUACCUGCAUAUCCCCGGAUAGCGCAAUGAUUGCCUUAGGAAGCGAGAUGUCUGGUGGCAUCCAAGAUGUUAGAGCUGAAAACAACAAUGCAAUAAACACCCAAUCAGCUGUUAGAAUCAAAACUGCAGUUGGAAGAGGAGGUUAUGUGAAAGACAUAUUUGUGAAAGGAAUGAACUUAAGCACCAUGAAAUAUGUGUUCUGGAUGACAGGCUCUUAUGGGUCUCAUCCAGACCCAGGUUUUGAUCCCAAAGCACUCCCAAAGAUAAGUGGAAUAAACUACAGAGAUGUUAUAGCUGAUAAUGUGACUUACUCAGCAAGACUUGACGGGAUUUCUGGUGAUCCUUUCACUGGGAUUUGCAUUUCUGAUGUGAAUAUCAAACUGACCAAGAAGCCAAAGGAACUCCAAUGGAAUUGCACUGAUGUUGAGGGAUUCACAAGCAAUGUGACUCCUAAGCCUUGUGAUUUGCUGCCAGAGAAGGAACAGAAAUUUGACUGCCCUUAUCCGAAAGACAGUUUGCCCAUUGAUAGUGUCCAGUUGAAGACUUGUUCUAGUACAUUCAAAGAGUAUUUGCUUUGAAAUUUGGCUCUAGUGUUAUAGGUAAGCACUUUGGUCAACAAUGUUGUAGCUUACAGAAAAUAAAGUGUAACUGUUAGUAAAGGUGCCAAAAGCGUUAUGAACUAUGUAAUUUAGUUUACAACUGCCCGAGGCCUGUUACUAAUUACUAAAUGAAAUUUUGUCAUUGAAGUA
Molecule: messenger RNA, 1746 nt
Organism: Neltuma alba
Lineage: Eukaryota; Viridiplantae; Streptophyta; Magnoliopsida; Fabales; Fabaceae
Product: probable polygalacturonase
Exons: 6
Coding region: 1-1575 (524 amino acids)
Biological process (GO): carbohydrate metabolic process
Molecular function (GO): polygalacturonase activity
Source: RefSeq, a predicted model, not a curated record